UCGUCGCCAUUUUGAUUAUUUACGUUUAUUACACGUGUUAUCGACAUGGUCAAUGGAUUCUCUAGUUUGAAUACUUCACAAUGCCUGCCCACUGCUGUGCAUAUGGCUGUAAAAAUAGACAGAUACCAGGCGCAGAUCUCAAGUUUUUCAGAAUACCUAGGGACCCUCACCUGAGAGCAAAGUGGGUUUGGGUCUUUAAGCGAGAUGAUUGGGAGCCCACCGAACAUUCCAGAAUAUGUUCCAAACAUUUUAUAAAUGGUCAUCCAUCCAGGGAACCAACAAAUCCAGAUUAUGUACCAUCCAUAUUUUCAUACAAGGCUCAACCCAAUGAUUCCCUUCAAAGUAAAGUCCUUCGACAUCAGCGUCUCUUAGAACGUAAAGAAAAUAUUGCAAAGUUGGAAUCUGCUGCAGCUCUGCUUUCAUUGGGAAAUGAACUACCAACAUGGGUGCCAGGAAUCUCCACUCAAACUCCUGUUGCAUCUUCAUGUGAAAUAUCUAUUCAGACAGACAUUACCCUGCCAGUGAUGGAAAGUUUGAUAUUCACAAACCAGUAUCUCAAGCAUGUGUGUGACAAUCAAAAAGCAACUAUUGAUGACUUGACUUUCCCUCAAGAUGAGUUGCAAACCCGGUGUGACCAACAAUUAAAAGAACUGCAGAACUUGAGGAAUUCAGUGCAAAAACUCGAGUCAGAUAACAGAAUUUUGACGGAGGAAAUUGAUAGAAAGACCUUAAGUUACAGUGCCAUUAAGAACGAUGACAAGAGAACCAGAUUUUACACUGGUUUUCCUAACCUUUCUACAUUGGAAAAUGUGUUUGCUGUUGCAUCCAGGAAAGUUAAACGGCGGAAAACAAAGCUGCAACAAGAGGAUGAACUGCUGCUAACUGCUGCUAACGUUAGUGAAGUAGAGAAGGAAUUUGGCUAUGGACGAUCUCGCCUAUCGAUUCAACAUCAGCCAGUCUUCUGUCACAAACAUUUUUCACUCGUGGUUAGAUGCAUUGUACCAAAGUUUAGGUGGACUAGUUGUGUGACCGGAAACUGA
This is a messenger RNA of Ostrea edulis (European flat oyster), 1040 nucleotides long. RefSeq names its product THAP domain-containing protein 6-like. The record is from RefSeq and is a predicted model, not a curated record. Gene Ontology annotation, molecular function: sequence-specific DNA binding. Bases 81 to 1040 code for a protein of 319 amino acids. Lineage: Eukaryota; Metazoa; Mollusca; Bivalvia; Ostreida; Ostreidae. The transcript is spliced from 3 exons.